CCCUGUCUGUAGAUGGCGCGCGCCUCCCCGCGCCCCGCACCGCGCACCACACAACCCAGCCCAACCCAACAGCCUGUGUGCGUUUAUGCCGUAUCGUACCGGAUGUAAAAAAGUGUGAUUGUGUAGUGUCUGUGUAUUCGUCAGAAGACUUUAGUGCUCUUGAUUUUGGUUAGGUUUCGGCGUCUUGACCGUCGCAAUAACUAGCAGCCGCGAUGUCCUUGUCAGGUCCCUCGGGCCUGAACAAAGAUGAGCGUGUUAACCUGCGUCCUCCGCUCCCGUUGCAACGCGCACCCCGCCGCUGCUCGAUCAUCCCAGGUGUGGAAAAGACGAAGUGGGUUCACUACGACGACCCGGCGGAGCUCGUGGGCGUGAUAAAAGCCACGCCACCCUGGGACACCGUGAUUCUUCAGGUUGAAGAAGGUCCGGCCUUCGUGGCUUUUACAGACGAGGCCAGCUGCAGCUCUCCCAGGAAGAUAUUUAUGAAAGUGCCCACCAUGGAACAUUCACUGAAGAUUUGGAUGGAAGUUGCCCGGGAGGCCAAGAAACUGUCCAUAAAUGAGGAUUACAGCGAUUUCUGGCGAAGACCCGUGGACCAAACGGAUGGUCGCGAGAAUGGCCUCGACCAGAUCCUCGCCUACCUGCCAGAGGCUCGCUCUUUGAAGUCUCUAGCGAUGUACGUCGGGGAAUUCACCACGGACUUCACUUGGCCCCAGAAGGUCGUGCUCCCGCAUCUUACCAAGCUGAACUUGGUCCGAACUCAAACGGAAGAAGACCUAAAAAACCUGGAAAACCUCAGGCGCAGGAAGCGCCAGCCAAAUCCCCCGCCGAGCUCCUCGCGAUUCACGUCUGCUGCCGUCUUCGAGUCGCUGCUGCGAGCACACAGCGAGCAGCUGAUCGACGUGGCGGUGCAAAUGGAACAACUCCCGCGCCUCAUUGGCGCGCUCCCCCAAAACAUCCCACAGCUUUCCAUCACCCACAAGAGUUCACCGGUCGCACACCUGAGAGUGACGCACGGAAAUAAGCUGGAUAUUAGAUUUCUGGGCGAGAAUGCGAAACACGCCGAGUUGGUUGCGAGAGCCGUGCUCUCCUGGACUGGCCCGCGGCGCUGCCUGACUCUCCACAACGUGCCGUCCCCUGAGACGGUGAGCUUGCUGCGGGGCUGCGAGACGCACUCGCUUGUCCUGGACCCACCCCCGCUGGCCCUGAUGCUGCGUGACCCCCCCGCAUCAACGAUGCCAAACCUUUCUCCAACUGUUCCCGCUCGGCGCGAGAGGUGGAUGGCGACGGGCUUGAUGCUGGGCUGCGAGACGCGCUCGCUCGUCCUGGACCCGGCCCCGUCGCUCCAGGUGCUGCGUGACCUCCCCGCCGACGCCAUCCCCGCCCUCUGCCUGAUCACAUUGGUGUGUCACAGAUUCGGCGGGAGUACGCAGGACAAGACGUCGCACUGCUCCUCGGAACAACGAGUCCCAGUCUGCCGGGAGGCCAUCCUCGCCGACCUCGUGCUGCGCGCACCGCGGUCGCUGCACGUCAUCAGCCACUGUGCCAAAGGCGGAGGCAGCGAGUUCAACUUCGCCCCGUAUCUACUUGGGAGACAUGGCGAGUCCGAGGUUGAGUCCUGCACAGUGUGCGCAGAAGCACAGAUCCCAAACGGCGCGAUUUAUGAUCACCUGUACCCUUUACCCUACGUGCGCGUAGAGCAGGACGAGGCAGGCCACGCCGUCGUGGACUGUGCCGAAUGUUUUUGAGUGAUUGACUAGCGGACUUAUGUGCCCGCGCCCUCAGAAUCUUGUAGAUUUUGUAAAUAAAUGACUCACUGUUCGAUCUAA
Molecule: messenger RNA, 1826 nt
Organism: Frankliniella occidentalis (western flower thrips)
Lineage: Eukaryota; Metazoa; Arthropoda; Insecta; Thysanoptera; Thripidae
Exons: 8
Coding region: 213-1745 (510 amino acids)
Source: RefSeq, a predicted model, not a curated record